AUGAGUCCCUCGGCUUUCCGCAUCAUGCUUAGUCCCAGAGACCGCAGCUCUAACGAGCUCCCUGCUGUUCGCGGUGCUGGCAUGUGCCUCCCCCAACAACUUGGUCUUGAUUUCGAGCAGCUUCUCAUUAGCCUCCCUCCAGCGCUACGCCUCCACAUAGAAUUCGGCCAGGUAGUUGGCAAUCCACCACACAGCCCAGUGGUCGAAGCCCAGGGUCUCGAGCGUCGUCUCAAAGGUCAAGAGAAGGAAGCUUUGGCACAAGAGGCUCUUGACGGUCAACAAAUUGCGACACUGCAGCACGGUUCCGACGGAACAGACACCCCGGUUCCUAAACGCAGACGGCUGCAUGACUGCAAAGUCUGA
This is a messenger RNA of Fusarium odoratissimum NRRL 54006, 363 nucleotides long. RefSeq lists its product as uncharacterized. The record is from RefSeq and is a predicted model, not a curated record. The coding region runs from base 1 to 363 and encodes 120 amino acids. NCBI's taxonomy places the organism in Eukaryota, Fungi, Ascomycota, Sordariomycetes, Hypocreales, Nectriaceae. The transcript is spliced from 2 exons.